AGUAAUCUCCCCAUAUUAUUGAGUCGUCCCAACUGAGAAUGAUAAGACUCGCUCCACAGUGCUCCGGACCGGUGGCUCUGGCACGACUUCCUGAAAUCGUCGGCCAAUCUAAGCAGCUCGACAUCAGGAGCUAUUUCAUGUUGCUCCGCUGCGGACCGGGAUGCGGAUACUCAGAACUUUCAUGAGGCCGUAGAGGCUCUUCAAGUGUGAGCACUAAAGUCCUCUUGUCUUCUUGAACUGAGAAGGGUUGUUUUCCCAUCAACACACAUCACCCAGAACCACAACAAGUAAAUCAGACCAAACAACAGUCGCAUCUCAUGAUCUCUUCCAAGAUCGUCUUCUUCCUCGCCGCCGCCCUCGGCGCUGGCUCUGCCCUUGCUUCAGCUAUCCCCGUCCUCGAAAAGAGACAGCGUGCUCCUGGCGCCAGCAUCACCUACUACAAGGAUGAGAAUUUCCAGGGCGACAAGCAGUUCUUUGACAAAGACCGCAAGGAUAUGCAGUGUUACAACCUUCCCAGUGACUGGCAAAACACCAUCAGCUCUUACACCAACCACAAUCAGGUGGACUGGUGCUGUAGAUGGUGGACUGAGCUCGACUGUCCCGAGAAGUCGGAGCCCUUGAGCACCCAGACGGCCGACGCGCUGGGUGCCGGCAAGUGGAAUGAUGCAAUCAAGUCGUAUCGAUGCGAAGCCAACGCCGAAGACUUCUACUAUAACCCUCGUCCCGUGGCGGAGCGUGAUGCCGAACCUGCCCUGCCUGAGCUGGAGGUGAAGGCUCAGGACAACGAGGGCUAUGGCAGCGUCACCUUCUGCAAGGACCCCCUGUUCCAGGGUGAAUGUUCCAGUUUUGGUCCCACUGACAAGACUCUGCCUCUCGGCUCCUGUGUCAACUUUGCCGAUGAGUGGAAGGAUGCCAUUGAUUCGUUCAGAAACGAUGAUAACAGCACCUGCUGCUCCUGGUUCACUGGGCUCGACUGUGAUGACAACCGUUUCCAGGCCACAAUUGCCACCAACAUUACCGACACAUACUUCCACGACCGCAUCAAGGCAAUCACAUGCUGGGAUGUCGCGGAUACCGUGAGUUGCAUGCGUGAUGACUCGCCUGCCAAAUAGGCUACCGCGGCAUUGGAGAGAUUGAAGGGUGCACCCGGC
This is a messenger RNA of Podospora pseudocomata, 1151 nucleotides long. RefSeq lists its product as uncharacterized. Lineage: Eukaryota; Fungi; Ascomycota; Sordariomycetes; Sordariales; Podosporaceae. The coding region runs from base 318 to 1112 and encodes 264 amino acids. The record is from RefSeq and is a predicted model, not a curated record. The transcript is spliced from 5 exons.